AUGGAUGGAAUAAACGAACUAUUCUUACGACUGAAGAAGAUUAGAGACCAGCUCGAGACUCUACGCUCGGUACAGAAAGGCACCCGCGAGAGGAGAGACCAAAAAUAUCGACAGAUGGACGCCAGCGAAGCAGCCUUCACCAGGGUCUGGCGAGGCCAGUACACGGAGGCGGAGCGCAACUCCGACGCGGGCCGAGAAUACAAGGCUGCGUCUGUCAGGAGAUAUAUGGACGUCUGGGAGGAGAUCCUGAAAUUCGACAAACACCUCAUGCAGCUGGACAAUCAGAUCAACGCCGAGGAAGCCAGACUGAGGGAGGCGCAGCUUGCACUUUGGGACGAACAGGAUCUAAAGAAGAGCUUAAUGUAG
Messenger RNA from Clonostachys byssicola, 366 nucleotides. Lineage: Eukaryota; Fungi; Ascomycota; Sordariomycetes; Hypocreales; Bionectriaceae. The record is from the annotation of a GenBank genome assembly.